This is a messenger RNA of Oncorhynchus tshawytscha (Chinook salmon), 4916 nucleotides long. Its product is annotated as protein spire homolog 1. Gene Ontology annotation, cellular component: cell cortex; cytoplasmic vesicle membrane. Gene Ontology annotation, molecular function: actin binding. Gene Ontology annotation, biological process: Golgi vesicle transport; actin filament polymerization; intracellular transport. The record is from RefSeq and is a predicted model, not a curated record. NCBI's taxonomy places the organism in Eukaryota, Metazoa, Chordata, Actinopteri, Salmoniformes, Salmonidae.
GAAAUGUCACGUGCACCCACUUUUAUCAGUACAUUUGUAACAGACAUUACGAAAUGUAUAUUCGAUCAAAUAAGCCUCACGUAAUUCGACACUCUCGUAGACCUCCAUACAAAAAGGUUUUUAGCUCACGGAGACAGAUUUUGGGCGGAGUAAAUCCUCUCGCUUCUCUUCCUCUCUGUUGGCGGCCAUAAUAAACCCCUGUGCGUGAAAUCAGUGGAUGAGAGACGGUUGAGGAACACGGCCGUAACAAUCUAUUUUUCAGUAUCAAGACGCGUUUCUCAUACAUCUAUAUAUUUUUUUCUCUCGAGAACUGACAUUAUUUACGUGGAUAUAAUAUUAUGGUGUGAAGAUGGCCUGACUGCCGGGGACGGAAUGUUAAUCUCACCAACAUAUCCGCGUUGACCAGUAUCUCUACUCCUGGGACUUGAACAUGGAUAUCGCCGAUGGAGCGGAGGAUCUUUCCUUGGAGGAGAUUUUAUCGUUGUACAGCCAGCCGAUCAACGAAGAGCAGGCAUGGGCUGUUUGUUACCAAUGUUGCAGAACUUUGGCUCGGAAACACCGCAGGAGAAAUUCCCAGACUUCUGGCUCAUCUGUUGGGGAUUUGACGAGAAGGAUUGAAGGACCUGGCGAUGUACGGAUUCUGAGAGAUGGAACAGUUCAAUUGCACCACCAAGACAGCGCAGAUAAAUACAGACCUCCCAACACGUCCUUAGAGGUGAUUGAAUCUCUGGGAAUCAUGAUCUACAAGGCGUUGGACUACAGUCUGAAGGAGAGCGAGGAGAGAGAGCUCAGUCCGCCUCUGGAGCAACUCAUCGACAUGAUGACCAACAUGGCAGAGAAGGAGAGGGACAGUGACCCCUGCCCUGAUGAAGGUUACGAGGCCACCGAGGAGGAGGAAGACGAGGAAGACCCAAACACUGUCUGUAAUGUAAAAGGAUUCAGAGACAUCAUCAUGCUGUGUACGUCCCACCUGCCCAGCCCCUCUGAUGCCCCUAACCACUACCAGGCUGUGUGUCGGGCGCUCUACGCCGAGACCAGAGAGCUACGCAGCUUCCUGGAGAAGAUUAGGAGCGCUAAAGAGAACCUGCGGCGGAUGGAGGGAGACACUCGAGAGGAACCAGUCAGAGAUCUCAACGAGCUACAGAACGCUGACUGGGCUAAGUUCUGGAUGCAGGUGAUGGGUUUGUUGGGGGUCAAGCUGAAGAAGGUCCAGGAGAGACAGUACAGCCCUCUACCUGUAGAGUUCCAGCUCACACCUUAUGAGAUGCUGAUGGAUGACAUCCGCUUCAAACGAUACAAACUACGGAACGUCAUGCUGAAUGGGGACAUCCCUCCCAGGUUAAAGAAGAGCGCUCAUGAGGUCAUCCUGGACUUCAUCCGCUCCAGACCACCUCUCAACCCUGUUGCUGCCAGGAAGCUGAAGCCCCACCCUGCGCGGCCGCAAAGUCUCCAUGAGCGCCUCCUCGAGGGCAUCAAACAGGAGAGGAAGCUACGGCCUGUAUCACCUGACAUGACCCGGCGUAAUCACCUGGGAGCAGUCAAAAGCAUCAGCACCCCUCAAGAUCUGAACCGCAGCUCAGACCUGUCCACUCCGGAUGUCCUCAGAAAGCACGCCAGCAGCACCCUGGCCCUGUCCUGUCCACCAGCGCACGGGGUGGGAGGGGCUCUUGGUCAGAGGAAGAGGCUCCUGAAGGCACCCACGCUGGCUGAACUCUACAGCUCCGAGUCUGAUGAUGAGCCCAGUCACAGCUCCUCCAGUUUGUCAGCAUCCAUGUUGGACGCCUCGUCUCCGGGAUCUGUCCUGGGGAAGAACACACCCCCUAGGUUCCUGCCCAUCACCAUGACUCCCCAGCCUGACAGUCGCCCCUCCCCUCAGAGGAGACACUCCAUUGAGAAGGAGCCCCCCACCAGCGUACGACCCUUCACAGCCCCCACCAGACAGAGCUCCAUGUCUCUGGUGGAAAACCCCGCCCCCAGCAGUGGUGCUAAGGUGGAGGACUUCUGCUACCCUGUAGAGUGUCUGGCUCUAACAGUAGAAGAGGUGAUGCACAUCAGACAGGUUCUGGUCAAAGCUGAGCUGGAGAAGUUCCAACAGUACAAAGACGUCUACAACGAACUGAGGAAAGGAAAGCUGUGUUUCUCCUGUCAGACUAAAAGGUUCUCCUUUUUCACCUGGUCCUACACCUGCCAGUUCUGCAAAAGGCCUGUGUGCUCGCAGUGCUGUAAAAAGAUGAGACUUCCCUCUAAGCCGUAUGCCAACCUGCCCGUCUCCUCUCUGGGUCCUACUGCCACUCUACCCAGGGAGGAGGCUGGAGGGACAUCAGCCUUGGACACCCCAGAGAAGCCCUCGUCCAGCCACAGUCUGCGCCGGACUGUCUCCAGGUUAUCUGAACACAACAGCAGUGAGGGGUCUCGUGACGAGCCGGAGCUGGUUCUUCCCAAAGAGCUGACCGACGACUGGUGUACCAUGGAGGUCUGCAUCAACUGUAAGAAGUUCAUCUCUGAGAUAAUCUCCAGCAGCAAGCGCUCUCUAACCCUGGCCACCAAGCGAGCCUGUCUGAAGAGGAAGACCCAGUCCUUCUACUUGUCUUCACCUAACACAGACGAUUACAGACCCUCUGAGAGGACCAUCAACCAGGUUUAGACUACAGACGCUCUGAGAGGACCAUCAACCAGAUUUAGUUUUGCGGGUUAGACCUCUCGCUCUCUCGUCCGCUCCUUGGGGGACCCUGUUCCCUAGAUAGUGCACUACAUUUGACCAUGGACCCUGGUAGUGCACUACAUCAGAGUUCAUGUCACUGUGUGGAGUAUUUAGCAUGACUCACAGUACUCUGAACCCUGGCUGUCACAGUACUCUGAACCCUGGCUGUCACAGUACUCUGGACCCUGGCUGUCACAGUACUCUGGACCCUGGCUGUCACAGUACUCUGUGGACCCUGGCUGUCACAGUACUCUGUGGACCCUGGCUGUCACAGUACUCUGUGGACCCUGGCUGUCACAGUACUCUGUGGACCCUGGCUGUCACAGUACUCUGUGGACCCUGGCUGUCACAGUACUCUGUGGACCCUGGCUGUCACAGUACUCUGGACCCUGGCUGUCACAGUACUCUGUGGACCCUGGCUGUCACAGUACUCUGUGGACCCUGGCUGUCACAGUACUCUGGACCCUGGCUGUCACAGUACUCUGGACCCUGGCUGUCACAGUACUCUGUGGACCCUGGCUGUCACAGUACUCUGUGGACCCUGGCUGUCACAGUACUCUGUGGACCCUGGUCUAAAGUAGAACAGGGAAUAGGGUGCCCUUUGACACGCUAUCAUAAUGUCUCAGCUCUGUGCUGCUCAUCACUGUGUAAUAAUGAUAGAGAUGGCCAUUGUAGAAGACGUGUUAGUAUAUACUACCUACCUGUAAUGGUUCUAGACAGAUGGUCAGUGUGUUAGUAUAUACUACCUACCUGUAAUGGUUCUAGACAGAUGGUCAGUGUGUUAGUAUAUACUACCUACCUGUAAUGGUUCUAGACAGAUGGUCAGUGUGUUAGUAUAUACUACCUACCUGUAAUGGUUCUAGACAGAUGGUCAGUGUGUUAGUAUAUACUACCUACCUGUAAUGGUUCUAGACAGAUGGUCAGUGUGUUAGUAUAUACUACCUACCUGUAAUGGUUCUAGACAGAUGGUCAGUGUGUUAGUAUAUACUACCUACCUGUAAUGGUUCUAGACAGAUGGUCAGUGUGUUAGUAUAUACUGCCUACCUGUAAUGGUUCUAGACAGAUGGUCAGUGUGUUAGUAUAUACUACCUACCUGUAAUGGUUCUAGACAGAUGGUCAGUCCAUGAGUUGUGGAAUAGACCGUUUGGAUUUGUUGUUCUACUGAUUACACACUGUCUCCAGAUUGACAACAGAACUAAACAAGGUUGAAUUCAUUCCACCUGCUUGUUUAAUGAUCUGAAUUCCUCUCUCUCUUUACUACCCUGUAAUGUUAUGUAGGUCCCUUUUAAGAAGUGGUGAUGAAGAGGCACCCUAAAUGGUGUAACCCCUAACUCGGCAUGGGUUCUCGUCCCCUAACCCCUAGUCUCAGGAACCAUUGGGUUAGUGUAUUGAUACAGCUGUGGAUGGACGACUAGCUAGCCACUGACAGAACAACUCCCUCACAGUAUAAUAGUACUUCACUGAACUGUCUACCACAGUAUAGAUGAGCUACUAGAGUACUGAACCAUUACUUAUUCUCAUGUUAUGUGAAUAAUAUUUAGAGGCGUUGAAGGAACAAUCAGGCAGAUGCUGAGAUCACCGAGGUGGAGCCAAGAUGAUAUAUAUUUAACAGUAGUGUGGUCGGUCGGUGAGACCUCUAGGCCCCGUCCAGAGUUAAGAUGUUAAUUAACAAACGACUAGUUUCUGUUACUCUCAGGAAGAACAGGCCCUUUGGCUCCGUCCCAGGCACCCUAUUCCCUACAUAGUGCACUACCAUUUGGGACAAAGCCCUUGUCUAACAGGCAAUGCUCUAUAGAGCCAUCAGUCAGGUCUUAACAAGCUCAUUUCCAGUUUCCAUAGAAAUAAAAUGCCUAAGGUAGUGUCUGCCACUCCCCAGCCCCAGCCAAUACAAUUAAACCAAAUGACAUGCCUAAGGUAGUCUCUGCCACUCCCCAGCCCCAGCCAAUAAAAUUAAACCAAAUGACAUGCCUAUGUUAGUCUCUGUCACUCCCCAGCCCCAGCCAAUACAAUUAAACCAAAUGACAUGCCUAUGUUAGUCUCUGCCACUCCCCAGCCAAUAAAAUUAAACCAAAUGACAUGCCUAAGGUAGUCUCUGCCACUCCCCAGCCAAUACAAUUAAACCAAAUGACAUGCCUAAGGUAGUCUCUGCCACUCCCCAGCCAAUAAAAUUAAACCAAAUGACAUGCCUAAGGUAGUCUCUGCCACUCCCCAGCCC